Molecule: messenger RNA, 706 nt
Organism: Cannabis sativa
Lineage: Eukaryota; Viridiplantae; Streptophyta; Magnoliopsida; Rosales; Cannabaceae
Product: monothiol glutaredoxin-S10
Exons: 1
Coding region: 179-490 (103 amino acids)
Source: RefSeq, a predicted model, not a curated record
UCUAUAUAUAUAAAUCUCAUAACAAGUCCAAUUUCAUCUCAACAACCAAAACCAAAAUCACUAUAAUAUUACUAAUUUCCCCAUAUAGCAAAACUAGCUUCCUCUCUACUACAUUAUAUAUCUCUUUCACCACUUUUUGGCUUAUUAAUAUAAACAAAAGCAUUAUAUUAUAAUAUAUAUGGAUCUAGUGGGGAAAUUGGCAUCGCAGAAGGCAGUAGUGAUAUUCAGCAAGAGCUCGUGUUGCAUGUCCCAUGCAAUAAAGAGAUUGUUCUACGAGCAAGGAGUGAGCCCAGCAAUAUACGAGCUUGACGAGGACUAUUCGAGAGGCAAGGACAUGGAGUGGGCCCUCAUGCGCCUCGGCUGCAAUCCCUCCGUCCCAGCCGUCUUCAUCGGCGGCAAGUUCGUCGGCUCAGCCAACACCGUCAUGACCCUUCACCUCAAUGGCUCUCUCAAGAAGUUGCUCAAGGACGCUGGUGCUAUUUGGCUUUGAUUAUAUAUAUAAUUAAUUAUAUAUUUAUAUGUGUUAUGUUAAUGUAAUAAGGCUUGUAGUUUAUUAGAUUAAUUAACUUUGAUCUUCAAUCUUGAUUUCAUCAUCUUUUUGAUGAUCUUCUUCAUUUUUGUGAUCGAAGAAAGGCGGCUUUAAUUAGGACAUGUCACUACAUUUUGUGCAGAAAUGAAUAUAUAUAUUUAUAUAAGAGUCUAAAAA